Messenger RNA from Scleropages formosus (Asian bonytongue), 4624 nucleotides. RefSeq names its product testis and ovary specific TOPAZ 1 (gene topaz1). Bases 2790 to 4466 code for a protein of 558 amino acids. Lineage: Eukaryota; Metazoa; Chordata; Actinopteri; Osteoglossiformes; Osteoglossidae. The record is from RefSeq and is a predicted model, not a curated record. The transcript has 15 exons. Gene Ontology annotation, biological process: spermatocyte division.
AGGUUGAACUUCGGAACGCGACAGGGAAAAAAAGGUUCGAGGUUAAGGUGUGUUUCCGUUUGACAACAGGCGGAUGCCAGGUCUCAAGAUAGAAAACAGCGAAUAAGAAUAAGUUUGUCCCACGAAGUGUACUUUUUCUGCCACCUUUCAAGCGCUUUCGCAUAAUUAGCUAGCUGAAUUUCGACCGGCAGGCAUGCGCGGAUGACUGCGCGUGAAUGAGUGCGCUGCUUUUAUUUAAAAAAAAAAAAAAAAACAACAACUAACAAGUAGGUUAUCUAGUACCUGGCAGGUUGUAACACCUUGAGCAUUUGAGGGAUUUGGUUUUGACGGGGAAAAAGACAUGAACAAGUGGCGCUAUGCAGCUCAGUCAGGUAGAAGAGCUUGAGAAGCGCCUCGUGCCAAGACCGGAAGAGGAGGACGAUGAGGUCGAAGCCAACCCGUCACAAUCCUCUCCCCAAAGUAGCCACGCACAGCCCUGUGGCCUGUGCAUCCCACACACGCAUAGCAUAGGCAUACAGCCAAAGGAGAUCCCAGCCUAGGCUAGCCUUGGUGAAAAUGACAAAUAAAACCAGCCCGAGUUGCCCUGAACCCUAGGUGCUUUUGAAAGUAACAUCUACAGGUGUGCAGUGCAGCUGGAAGCCCUGGACUCCAAGUACUUGAGAUCGUCACCCUGAAGGCUACCGCAGAUAUUGAAGAGAAUGGCACCAUUCACCAGCACUCCACUCUAAGCCUGAGAGGAACAAGUCAACACACAAGACUCAAAAGGCCAUGCACUGUAUGUUGUGCGGUUAAGCGUACCUUCUCAGCAACUGACAAGCAGGCUACAGACAUACCCCAAAAGCAAAAGAGAAUCCAAAGUAAAGAAGUCAAAAGUAAGCAGGCCUCAAGGAAGCUCAUUGAUGGACUGAAAAGAUAUCCUGUUGUAAGUCUGUGCAAUAUAGCAAACAUUUUCAGGAUUCCUGCUGAUUCUCUAAAUGUGAGACUCAUCUUAUCUAAGGAACUGCAAAGGAAGAGCAUUCGUUGUUUCAAAAGAGACCACAGUGAUCGACAAUGUGUGGAGUCCUUACCAGGGCCUUGUAUAAAUGUUGAAAUUAGCAACUGCAUACAUGUCCAUCCAAACUCUAAAGCUUCUUCAGUAAGCCAAAGUCCUCAAGAUACACCAGAUUUUACAAGCUCUCCUUCAGGUGUGAAUUCAGUGGACAAUUGUGACAUACACAUUAAACACAGUAAAACUUGUAUUAAUAAUUAUGACAACUGCCUUAAAAAGAGAAUGAGCUUGCCGAAUGGAAAAAACACUUUUUUCCCCCAGGAUUCUAGAUUGAAUGAAUCUGAUAUUACAAUGCAUAUUUCAUCUUCCACACCUGUGUCAUCCACUUGUGAACUGGAGCCUUUCAGUGGGUAUUGUGGGCCCAGUUUUCCAAAGAUGGUGAAAAUGGACUUGUCUGCUAUGCCACCUUCUAAUCCAUCCAGUUGUGACAACAAAAAGAGGGAUGAAAAAAACACAUGUACAGGAGCAGGUAGCGUGUUGACCAUGGAAGCUGAGGAGAAUAAACUCUUUGUAGGACAAGGCAGAGAAACUAGCGCAGACAGGGUUAGAGAGACUGAUAGAGAAAUUGCAGAAUCCUUCUCUUGCCAGCGAACAACACCAUAUUCGGCACGAGUAUUCUGUUCACGGACAUGCAUUGUCUGGCCGUUUUCAAAGCUUGGAUCAUUUCAGAAGAAUUUCGUUAAAUGGGCUGUCCACAUACAAACUGUAUCAGGGCUGCCCAUGUACAUAAAGUGUGACGGUGAUGCUGCUAAUGAUUUUGGAGCCAAUUUCAAUACAUCUGAUUCUCUUAAGACUAAUUCCACAUCACAAGAUACAGGAGGUGACAUCAAAGUUGGUAACCAACAUUCUACUUUUCCAGAACAAGAAGUGAGUGUCCAGGCAGAAAAUGCAGAGUCUUUUACAUUACAUGAGGAGUCAGUUGCACUGGUUUCAUCAGAUUUUUUGUGGCACUCAAAGCAGAAAACCCCAGAUGAUCCCAAUGUUUGCAGCGCCUCACCGACCAUCUCAGCUAAAAUGGACCAAGAGAAAAAUACAUGUGUUGUUAAGGAGAACUUGCAGCUUGGGGUAACGAAGAGCAGGCAAAAACAAAGUCCUUCUUUGAAUGUUUUCAAGAACUUUGAGAAAAAACAUUCAGGACCUACAGCCACUGGUGUAUCUGAGUUCCAGAAACUGCAGGUUGCUUCCAAGAAUGUACUUGCUUGCUCUUUUUCUUCAGGAAGGUCCGCUGAUGUGAAGCCUAAAUGGGAAUCAAGGGAGUUUAGUUUUCCGCAGGUAAGCAUGGUGUGUGCUAACCUUUCUUCAGAUGAUGACCAUGACAUCAGCAACCUGAGUUCUGAGGAAGACCUGGUGGAUGAUAUCUAUCCACUGUGUGGCGUGAUAAUGUGUGACAUUAGGGAUACCCCCACCGGUUCUCCCAAAGAGCCUUCUUACUCCAGAAAAGAAGGGGCUUCUGGGGGCAAGAUGGACUUGAUCAGAGCAUAUGAAGAAGAUGCUCUUGUUCUGGAUGUAAUUCAAGAUGACCCUGAGUUGUUUGGAAACAUAUCUGAAGAAACCACAGAGAAAGAGAACAAAAAAUCACAGCCACCAUCUGAUGUCAAAAGAGAAGGCUCAAAGGACUCCCCAGUGACAAGGACCAAUCACAGAAUUUUAUGGGAUGGUAACGAAAGCGAUCCGAGGGAGUCAAAGGUGAACUCAGAAUGCCUUGGUUAUCCGGACAUCAGCGCUGAAUGGUAUAUUAAUAAUGUCGGAUGGCCGAGUUCACCGUAAGGUUUACUGCAAGUAUUACUUCAGCAUUCAUCACAACUGCUUCAGGAAGCCAUGCUUGUAUCUACAUGUGCCCACGGACAGAGAUGAAAAGUUCUGCAUGGGAGUUGUACAGAACUUCAGUAGAUCCAUGAAUCCUUCUCAUUUGCAGCGUGCAGUUGCUGUGUUUGUUAGUUAUUAUCAGAAGUGCUCACCAGGAAUCCAUUUCUGCUUGGAAGAACUGAAGUUUCUUCUAAAAGCGCUGUUCAGUAGAGGCUUUGUGAAAGACUUACUUGAUGUUCUGCGGGUAUCAACCUUUCGCAAAAUAUUGCUGCCACCUGAGUUCGUCCUCUCGCUGUUUGAGUACGUGAGGCUGAGUGGCUUUCAUGUCCUGACUGCUGAUCUCAUCAAUGUCACGUCCUUGUGUGUCGACGCUGGCUUGGUGUUCACUGUGGAGCAUUUUGUGCACAUGAAAUAUUGCCUGGAGUCCCUUAAAACAGCAAGUCAGCAAAUUAAUCUUUUUCAGGCCAUCAAGCACAGAGCUUUGAACUCUAAUGUCUGUAAUAUCAAAACAGGCCUACUACAUAUAUUCACUGAGGUGGAACGCUGCAAGGAGCAGGAGGACUGGGCCUCACUAGGCCACAUGUUUUGCGACCUGUGUCUAUCCAGCUGCAGCCUCCCAGAGCUACACCACUUCUCCAGCAUCAUCUCCAGAGCACUGCUCACCGAUCAGACCGCAGCGCCGCUGCCCUUCAUUCCGUUUGUACAUGCAGUCUGUCAAGGAAGCACAACCAGUGAAGUGAUCAAAAAUUUUCUUGGACACAUCGGUGUGUGUUUGAUGUUUGAAUACUACAAAUCACAGCAUUGGAAAAAGGGGAGGAUGCUCCUGGAUGUCUUGAACGAGCAGAAGGUCAGCUACGUAAAGCUGAAAACCCUUUUCGGGAACGAGGAAGCGCCAUUGCUGUGUUGGACAGUCAGCAUAGCUGCAGAAGUUUUCCUCAACACUGGGAGUCUGGAAGGAACAUUUGACUUGCUGAAGGAUACCCUUGAUGUCUCCCAGUACAGCAAGAUUUUCAAUCAGCAUUUGAAGUCCUGCAUAGAGAAGCAGAGUUUAACCAUGGCAUUCAGCACUAUUGAUUUCAUGAUUAUGAAGGAUAUUUUGGUGAAUCGGUCUCUCCUCCAGAGUCUUAUUCACAAACUAGGAAGACAGAACAUUUGGAGAAAGGCACGAUUUCUCUACAAACAUGCCAUGUCAGUGGGUUAUUACCCAGUGGCCCAGGUCAACGAGAACUGCAAGGUUCUCCCUAUCCCUCAUACUCUGACAGAGAUCGAGAUGACCAUCGCCAUUGAGAUGUUCAUGGCGACCAAUGCCAGUGACAUUUGGGGCGAGACUCAACCAUCACAGCUUCAGAUUGUGUUAAAGAGGAAAGCAGACAUGGAGCUGAUCAGUGAAGAGUGUUACAAUGCAGCUGGGAACCGUCUUCUUUCAACAGCCCAGAUAGCCAAUCCCAAACUGGUGAUAAAAUACACCACAGUCAACCUGUCUCAGGAGCAAGUAUUCACCCUGGAACCACGGUCCGUGAGCAAGUGGCUGAACCAAAACAUUAAAUUGACCACUGAAAUUUGGCAGCAGCCCAGUCAGAAACCAGGCACAGGCAAUUGUCCAUCCUCUUAGUCUGGUACAUUUUGGACAAGCUGCCAAGUUGUACAGUCCUUUUUUGUGUACCACAAAUAAAAAUGUAUUUUUCAGGAAAAACAACAAUUUCUUCCAAAUGUUCCAAAUCAAGACUGACUUUUGUCUUUUACAUUUUUUUUUUUUAAACUUUUUUUUUA